CCGACGGCGACACGUCGACCAAGGCUGCACUUUCCUUCCAACCACGGCGUUCACGACAAAAUUCUAGGCGACAUCUGUACCAAACGGCACCACGUCCUCAAGGAGAGAUCCUAGGAUAGUAGAAUCUACGAUGUCCAUGAGGGCGCGCAGGCCGGCCUCGCCGCCGCUAGGCCACACAUCCCAACGCUUUCCCCACCGCAAGCAGGACCAUCUUGACGCUGAUGAGCGACGAGCGGCUGCGUCGCUAGGGCUUGGGCCGGGGCAAAAGAAGGCGUUUCCUGCAGGCGGCAUACGGAUGACGAGCGGCGAAUGGAAACUUCUCGUGUUCAUCACGCUCGUCGCGGCUGCUGUGCGGCUUUUCAGGUUAUCACGGCCUAAUAGCGUGGUGUUCGACGAAGUGCACUUCGGCAAGUUCGCGUCCAAGUAUAUCAAGACGCAAUACUUCGUGGACGUGCACCCGCCCCUGGCUAAACUUCUCAUAACACUGGCUGCAUUCGUUUUCGGUUACGACGGAAACUUUGACUUCAAAGAUAUAGCCAAAGUCUAUGACCACGUUCCUUACGUCGCCAUGCGCAUGGUCCCCGCCGUUCUUGGCGUCGCCACGGUCCCCAUCGCCUACAUCACCCUUCGCGCGCUUGACUGCCGCGCCACGACCGCGCUCAUGGCAGCGCUCUUCGUCACCUUCGAGAACGCGCUCGCGACGCAGUCACGCUUCAUCCUCCUCGACUCCCCCCUCGUCUUUUUCACCGCGCUUACCGUCCUCCUCUGGACCGGUUUUUGUAACGAGGACAAGCACAAGGCGUUCACGACCGGCUGGUGGACGUGGCUCGCGCUAUCCGGCCUCAGCCUCGGCGCCGUCUCGAGCUGCAAGUGGGUCGGCCUUUUCACGGUCGCGACCGUCGGCCUGAGCACCAUAAAGCAACUCUGGCUUCUGCUCGGCGACCUGAGGGUAUCGCCCAGGUUACUCAUGCGCCAUUUCAUGGCUCGGGCGCUGUGCUUGAUCGUGGUACCGAUACUGUUCUAUAUGGCCAUGUUCGAGAUCCAUUUCUUGAUCCUGGAGAACUCGGGCGAUGGCGACGGAUUCAUGAGCUCGGAAUUCCAGCAUACGCUCGGUGGCAAGGGCAUGGCCGAUACCUACGCGGACGUUGCUCUGGGCUCUGUUGUGAGCAUCCGGCAUGUUAACACCCAAGGCGGCUAUCUUCACUCUCAUCCGCACACCUACCCCGGCGGAAGUAAACAGCAACAAGUCACUCUCUACCCGCACCGCGACGACAACAACAACUGGAGGGUCGAGAACGCGACCGUGCUAGACGACCACUUCUUCAACUGGGAGACGGACCCCAUCCGGCCCGUGACGGACGGGAUGCGGAUCAAGCUCCAGCACGUCAACACCGAGAAGCGCCUGCACUCGCACGAGAUUCGUCCGCCGAUCUCCGACGUCGACUUCCAGAACGAGGUCAGCGCGUACGGGAUGAAAGGCUUCCCCGGGGACAUGAACGACGACUGGAUCCUCGAAAUCGAUCAUGGCUCCGGCGGCGACCGCGAGAGCUGGAAGCGGCUGAGGACGCUGCGCACGCAGUUCAAGCUCAAGCACGCUCUGAGUGGCUGUUAUCUGUUUUCGCACAAGGUCAAGCUGCCUGAGUGGGGCUUCGAGCAGCAGGAGGUGACGUGCAACAAGAAUGCGGUCCGGGAGAACUCGCUGUGGUAUGUCGAGACGAAUACCCACCAGAUGUUACCGCAAAACGCGCCUAAGGUCAACUACAAGCUCCCGGGCUUCUUCGGCAAGUUCAUCGAGCUCCAGCAAGUAAUGUGGAGGACCAAUGCAGGCUUAACCGAUCGCCACGCAUACGACUCGCGACCGGAUGCGUGGCCACGUUUGCUCCGAGGCAUCAACUUUUGGGUGAAGGACCACCGCCAGAUUUACCUCAUCGGUAACCCCAUCAUCUGGUGGAUGAGCACGCUCGCCGUUCUUAUCUACGCCAGUGCUCGCGGUCUCCUCAUUCUACGUGAAAAACGCGGAUUCCGGGACUUCGAUAAUACCAAAGUGGUCAAGUACGAUCACCUCUGUGGUUUCCUCUUCAUGGGCUGGUGUCUGCACUACCUUCCCUUCUACCUCAUGAACCGCCAGCUGUUCUUGCACCACUACCUCCCUGCCCUUUACUUUGCCAUUUUACUGUGUUGCUCCGUGUUCGACCUCGCGACAUCGACGCUCAAAGCGCGAGUGCGGUUCGGAAUUGCCGCUAUCCUGAUCGCCAUCGCCAUCGCCACCUUCUCACACUUUAGCCCGCUGACAUACGGCAGCGCGUGGACCAAGAAGGAGUGCCAGGACGCCAAAUGGCUUAAGACCUGGGAUUUCUCGUGCAAUGAUUUCUUGGAUGACUACUCUGGCUACGCAAACUUGGCUACUCCUGCCAGGUCUGCGGUACCCGUGCGACCUCAAGGCGGCCGCGGCGCCGCUGUCGUCAACAACAAGCCCGUGCAAGACGCCGAGCACACGAGCAGCGUCAUCAUGCAAGCGCCCGAACCGGGCCGCGACGCUUUUGCGCAGGAGCCCGUGCGCGACAUCAAGAGCGCCCCGCCGCCGCCGGGGCAGCAGGUGCCUCCUCCGCCGCAGUCCGACGAGAUUAGCUCGGAUCCGCCCGCGCCCGCCGAGCCGGCCGCGAAAGCGGACGACGAACCAGAAGAGAAGAAGGCGGUUCCCGAAGCCGAAGCGGAGACGGCGCCCCCCAAGGCGGCCGAACCAGAGACGCAACCGUCGCCGGUGGUCGACCAACCCGCGCCUCCCGUCGUCAAGGCUGAGGCCGAGGCACCGGAGGUACCUGCGCAGGGCAAACCUGCAGGUCCGUUAGGCGAGGACGACGCGGAGGCGGCGCGUAUUGCUCAAGAGCUGUAUCCGGACGAAGGUGGGCAGUGAGGAAAAGUACAUACACCGUCGUUCGUUCGUAAUUUGCUGUUUGUCUAUAUUAUACCGGGGACACUCCUUUGCUUUGGGUAGACGCGAUAGAAUCGCAAAAUUACCGUCAUGUAAUAACAUAAGUAUUAGCAGAGGUCUAAAAAUAUCCGAACUCCG
Molecule: messenger RNA, 3070 nt
Organism: Punctularia strigosozonata HHB-11173 SS5
Lineage: Eukaryota; Fungi; Basidiomycota; Agaricomycetes; Corticiales; Punctulariaceae
Product: glycosyltransferase family 39 protein
Exons: 10
Coding region: 131-2914 (927 amino acids)
Biological process (GO): protein O-linked glycosylation via mannose
Cellular component (GO): endoplasmic reticulum; membrane
Molecular function (GO): dolichyl-phosphate-mannose-protein mannosyltransferase activity
Source: RefSeq, a predicted model, not a curated record